Messenger RNA from Pseudoliparis swirei, 930 nucleotides. RefSeq names its product proteasome 20S subunit beta 6 (gene psmb6). The record is from RefSeq and is a predicted model, not a curated record. Gene Ontology annotation, cellular component: proteasome core complex. Bases 194 to 892 code for a protein of 232 amino acids. Gene Ontology annotation, molecular function: threonine-type endopeptidase activity. The transcript has 7 exons. Lineage: Eukaryota; Metazoa; Chordata; Actinopteri; Perciformes; Liparidae.
AAACUGAUUUAUUUGCUGAGUUUAUACAUUUACAUUUAACCUUAAAAUGAAUAGAAAUAUACACAUGUUGACCUUUCACUCGUUUAAUAAUGAAGAUGAUGAUUCUUCUCUGCUUUAGUUUGAACUCAAACGCGGCGCUGAAGUUAUAAAUCACCGCCUGACGGUAAAUCACGAUCCACAGUACCAGAACAAGAUGGCGGCAGCAACAGUGAUGCCGCACUUCGGACAGCAGAUGUCUUCUCAAAUCGAGCUGGUCCCGGACUGGACCAGCCAGGAAGUUAGCACCGGGACCACCAUCAUGGCGGUGGAGUAUGACGGAGGAGUGGUGAUCGGGGCCGACUCGCGCACCACCACCGGAGCUUACAUCGCUAACAGAGUAACGGACAAACUGACACCCAUCCACGACCGGAUCUUCUGCUGCAGGUCUGGAUCAGCUGCUGACACUCAAGCCAUAGCUGAUGUGGUGACCUACCAGCUGGGCUUCCACAGCAUCGAGCUGGACGAGCCCCCAUUGGUGGAGACGGCUGCCAAUCUGUUCAGAGCCAGUUGCUACCGCUACAGGGAGGAGCUGACGGCCGGCAUCCUGGUGGCGGGAUGGGACCGCCGCCUGGGGGGGCAGGUGUACUGCGUGCCCAUUGGAGGGAUGCUGGUGAGGCAGCCCGUGUCGGUGGGCGGCAGCGGCUCCUCCUACAUCUACGGCUUCAUGGACGCCAACUACAAGCCUCACAUGAACAAGGACCAGUGCCUGGAGCUCACGGCCACAGCCGUUGCCCUGGCAAUGGAGCGAGACGGCUCCAGCGGCGGCGUGGUGAGGCUGGCCAGCAUCUCUGAGUCCGGAGUGGAGCGCCGAGUCAUCCUGGGGAACCAGCUGCCCAAGAGCUCCGCCCACUGACUGUUCAGCUGCUGUGUGUCAAUAAAGUUUUGAUUGUU